Molecule: messenger RNA, 3763 nt
Organism: Syzygium oleosum
Lineage: Eukaryota; Viridiplantae; Streptophyta; Magnoliopsida; Myrtales; Myrtaceae
Product: kinesin-like protein KIN-14T
Biological process (GO): microtubule-based movement
Molecular function (GO): microtubule binding; microtubule motor activity; ATP binding
Source: RefSeq, a predicted model, not a curated record
GCUGUCUGUAUAUAAGAUAUGUAUGAUGCAAUUUGUUGUUGUUAUUCUUGUACUACAUGCUUUCACAUGGGGGUCUCAGAGAAAUCAAAAAUAAUUUGAGGGAGAAAAGUUUUUCUGGAUGGGGCUUGUCUGGAGACAUCGACCUUUUCAGGGUCUCGAAUGCCCGUGUCUGAGAGACCUUCAAUGAGCAUGAAGGAGGUGUUUGCUUAAUCUCCAGCUGAGGUGAAGACACCCUUUUCACUUAAACUUUUGCAAGGCUUCAGCUAUUGGUAUGACAUGAGCAUUCGAACAGGAGGAAGGAAAGACUAAUCUUCUACUGGCAACUGAAUAUGACAUCGAUGGAGAGGAAGAGCUCUACCAAGAAUCUUGCCGAGACAAUUCAUUCCCUACUUGGGUUGAAGUCGCAUUUGACUUCUACUUGGAUCAAAUCUGUAUGUGGCAUCAUGAGAACCCUGCCAUCCCCUCGUUCGUCUGACAGGAUCAGACUGAAAAUAUCUGACACAGAAAAGGAGAAUAACACCAAUGACACGGACUUGAGCAUGGUCAUUCUGAAAAUCAAUGAUGAACUUGCUGAACUGAAUGAUUGCAUCAAACGGUUGAAUGUUCAAAGAAGGCAGGUUCUCAAUGAGUACCUGGACAUGAAAGGAAACAUUCGUGUAUUUUGCCGUGUCAGACCGAUGACCAUGACUGAGAAUAUUGGGUGUGCCAAGCCAGUCGUGGCCACAGAUUCAAGCAAUGUUUUCCUAAAAGUUGCAUGUGGCAAUAACAAAAGCUAUAGUUUUGAUAAGGUUUUCCACCCGAGUUCAUCACAAGGUGAAGUUUUUAGCGAAGUUGAGCCUGUGAUCAAAUCUGCUUUGGAUGGGUACAAUGCCUGCAUCUUUGCAUAUGGUCAGACAGGCACAGGGAAAACUUUCACGAUGGAAGGUACUCCGGAUUUUCCAGGAAUAGUUCCUCGUAGUAUUGAAGCAUUGUUUAAGCAUGCUUUGGAGGGCAACUGUACAUACCUCUUCGCUUUCAGUAUGCUUGAGAUUUAUCUGGGUAAUCUCAAAGAUUUGCUUGUCCCACAGCCUAAAAAACCAACAGAUGCGAGGCCACCAUGCCUUUCAGUCCAAAUGGAUGCCAGCGGUGGAAUUGAGGUUGAAAACCUUGUGGCAAUACCAGUGAGCGACUAUAACCAAGCCCUAAGGUUGUAUAAACUGGGUUGCCGAUUCAGGUCAACUGCUUAUACAAAUUCUAACUUAACUUCAAGCAGAUCACACUGUAUGAUUCGCAUAAAAAUUACAUGCUCCAAUGCACAUGAGAGGCGACGUGAAUCAAAUAAAGUUUGGUUGGUUGAUCUUGGAGGUAGUGAGCGUGUUCUGAAAACAAAGGCAUGGGGCAAGAGACUUCAAGAGGGAAAAGCAAUAAACUUGUCACUUUCUGCUCUUGGAGAUGUCAUCAAUGCCCUCCAGAGGAAAAAGCGUCACAUUCCUUUCAGGAAUAGCAAGCUGACGCAAGUUCUAAAAGAUUCAUUAGGGGAGGAUUCCAAGACGCUGAUGCUGGUGCAUGUGAGCCCAAAAGAGGAAGACCUCUGUGAGACAAUAUGUACACUAGGUUUCGGAAAAAGAGUGAGAAGCAUCCACCUGGGAACCGAAGACCCAAUAGAAAGCACACGUAAGGAAGCUGCAAUGCAAACCCUGCAGGAAACUAUGGUAAAGAUUGAAGAUGAGCGUCAAAGAGCAAGCAGAGAGAUUAAAGAGUUAAAAAGAAAGCUAGAAAAUCUAAUAGGGACAUCGCUUUCCUAUGCAAAUGAUCACUCGAUUACUGAAGAGCCUGAGUUUGAUUUUGGCAACACCAAGCACAAAGCCAAAGAUGUGAGAGCAGCUCCUCUAUUUAAACUACCACGAUUUAUGAGGCCCACAAUAAGCAGUGAAAGAAAAUCAGGGACCGAGCACCAAAUUUCUGAGCGAAAGCACCUUGGCCACACAAAAAGGAGAAGAGCUCCAUCUCAACGUGCGGGGUCCGUGAAUUUCCCCAUGAAGAGUCACCCAGAUUACAAGUCUGAUUGCAGUAUUUCCAGAGCCAGUUGCCUGGUCGACUUGGAUACCAUGUGCAAUGCAGAUACUGAGACAGUAUACAGUCAGGACACGACUGAAUACGAUGUCAAAAUGAUAGUACUCUCAGAAGAGAGAAGAUUCCCAAUGAUGACUGAUGGAAAGGCACAGUUAGAUCACAAAAUGGUUCUUCCUAGUCUUGAUAGCAAAUUCAAUUCCGCAGAAAUCCUAGAGGUUGUUGAUGGGCUAAAUUUGCAGAAUGCAACAAGUGCUGGUGGUGGUUAUAAGAGUAAACGGGUUCCAGCUGUUCCUCUUCCCCCAAAGUUCAGGCGCAAUGGACAGAGUAAUGCAGGUGUAUUGUGUCCUGAAAGAUCAGAUGCAGAGAAUUCUCCAUUGAAAGGCCUCACUGAUAUUUGUAAAAACGAGCAAGAAAGUCAGAAAAACUACUCUUCAAGCUCGACAUCUGAAGCAGAAAUUGAUAAACUCCUUACCCACUCAACUGGUUUUACGGAUUCACACUCUGAAUCUUGUAGCAGAACUCCAUCCUCAACAAAUCAAUCUAUGGUAUGUACACAACAUAGCAUUGAUGCCUUGAUGAUACUGGACGAUGACAGUAUCGAGCAUCAACGUCCACAUGAUGCUGUGUGUGUUAGACUAGACCAGAACAGUAAUAAUGGAAGUGUUGAUCAAUUGCUCCCCAUGGAUGGUCUAAAGAGUGAAACGCAGAGUUUUGAGGCUUCCCAACAUCGUGAACAUAGGGAACACUGUUUUUCUCCGUUUGGAUCACGUCAAGAUUCCAUUGGUCAAGAAAAAGAACUUGGGGUCAGCACAUCACACUGCAACUUGGAACCUGACACAUAUGAUGCGUCAUUCGGAUGGACUAGAGGAGAUACCGAGAGGGCUGGCUUGUUUGGAAAGUCAGCAGCAGGAAGACAACGUGACAUGCUCAGAAUGAAACAUCAACGCGCUCUAUUCAAAGACAGUGCCAAUCAUAAUGAUGUGGACAUGGGCUUAAAAUUGGUCGCAGCAGAGGGACAUACAGAAAAUACAGGUAUGAUAGUUUGCCUAGAUAUUUUUACAUCUCGCGCUCGUAAUCCCUUCUCUCUAACUUUUUACAGGCAUGUUGCAUCUCCUCCAAGAGAAGUUUUGGAAUCUAUAUUUUACUGCUCUCCUGGGACUGGGACUCCAAGGCCUUGGAUUUGAGCAUGAAUUUUUCGACGGUUUGACUCUAUAAAAGAAGCAUCACAUGAAAUGCGCAAGUAACAACUACUAAAUGAUUGAUUGUAGAAGGCAGGAGGAACUGAGGUUACUCAUCCAUGUUUUAUGCAGUCUGGAACUUGAAAACAGGAGAAGUAGCCAUAACCAUUGGUUAUUUCCACAGGAGGGAGGAACCUGAGUGUGCAUGUGAAUGAUCCUACCGAUAUGCCAUGCUCUGUCAUGGCUGUGAGAAGACUGAUCCAAUGAGCUUCUGUCCCGCUAUUCGUCGCCACGCGUGAAGUCAUGCAGCACAGGGGAUUUCCUUUUUCUUCUCCCCCUUGUCCUGAGUCAGUUUGAACAGCUCUUGUGAGUCUUGCUGAUGGUUGGGUCCUGUCCAUCAGAAGAAAUUAGAGAACCGAAGGUUUUGGAUGCAUACUGAACACAAUUGAGAGGAUUUCGAUUUUGAUCAUGUAAAUAUGAAAACGCAUCACUAUCUUAAAAUGCAAGCACAAUCAAGAUUCCUCUACCUUGUA